UUCUUUCUUUUUUCCCUAAUAAAUCGGAUGCACGAUUAAUUGUUUUAAGUAUGUGUGUUGGUAUCUACUUAAUAGAAAAAGAAUCACUCAAAUAUUUAAGAUCCCACUUCAGUUUGGUCAUACUUUGUUAAUUUAACUUGUUUUAUGUUUGCUUAGUUCUAUUGGAUUGGCUGUUGACCUUUCAAGAUUUCAGAGUUGCGUGCUUGUGUUUUCUGAUGGUUUGGAGUAUUGCAACCAAAAAUGUGUACAUAUAAAUUGUAAAAAUAUUUAGUCUAGUGCAUUUAUCUACAAUGCUUCUUUACUCUUGGUCUACAAACUGAUGUUUUUAUAUGAUUUUAAGUUAUAAUUUUGGAAUAGAUCGCUAAAUCAAACAGGAGACUAUUUCAUUUGGAUUUUAGUUUAGCUUUGUAUUGUUUAUAUGAUAUAUGUUGAAGAUAAAAAUUUCGGCAAGUUAUUAAUAAUAUAUAGACUAUAUUUCUGAAUAUUAAUCUAAGAAACUUGCAGGUUUUGUAAAUUAUUUAAUUGGUAUAGUCAAAGGAUGCAUAGCUUUUUUUUGUCAAAGGAUGUAUAGGUUGCUUAUAUAAAAUCAAACAGUUCCCAAAAUAAAUUAUGAGAGCUUUCGAAAAGAAUAUCAAAGGAGAAUAAUGGAGAAGGAAGAUUUCUUGAGGAGUGGCCAUGGAAAAGAAGAAAGAACCGAGGAGAUGAGAGAACUUGAUUCUCAUCAAGAAUACGACCAUAUUAUCAGAUCUAAGUUGGACUCAAUUAAAGUCGAAAUGGAGGAGGCUAAAGAGGAAAACCGAAGGUUAAAGGCAUCAUUGAGUAGAACAAAAAAGGAGUUUGAGAUCCUUCAAACAAAAUACAACCAAUUAAUGGUACAACAUGAAGACCCGAAUAAGUUCUCACCAAAAGGCCAUCAUCAACAUAAAGAAGAAGAUGAAGCCAAAGAAAGAACUAGUGAGCGUGAAGAACUUGUCUUGUUGAGCCUAGGUAGACGGUCAAAAUCACCGGUUCCAAGUGGCUCGGUGACGAGUAAAGAAAAGAAAAUGAAAGACUCCAUGGAGGAAACCGAUGAUGACAAAAAAAUUGAUGAACAAAGGUUAAGUAUGGGAUUUGAAUACAGAGAUUUGAGUAAUCCUAGUGAGAAGUUAGAGUUUGACCAUAGGGAGGUUAGUAACAGUAAUAAAAUCCCAUCAGAGAAUAGUUUUGGGUUUAAGAAUGAUGGAGAUGAGCAUGAAGAUGAAGAAGAGCCUUUGCCUCAAAACAUUGCUAAGAAAACUAGGGUUUCUGUGAGAGCAAGAUGUGAGACACCGACGAUGAACGAUGGAUGUCAGUGGAGGAAGUAUGGCCAGAAAAUAGCUAAAGGGAAUCCCUGUCCUCGAGCUUACUAUCGUUGUACCAUUGCACCUUCUUGUCCCGUUAGAAAACAAGUACAAAGAUGUUCAGAAGAUAUGUCUAUACUUAUCUCAACUUACGAAGGAACACACAGCCAUCCACUUCCCAUGUCAGCAACCGCCAUGGCCUCUGCCACUUCCGCCGCAGCCUCCAUGCUCCUCUCCGGAGCCUCCUCCUCCUCCUCCGCAGCCGAUCUUCAUGGCAUUAACUUCUCUCUCUCCAGCACUCCAAAACCACUUCUCCAAACUUCUUCAGGCCAUCCCACCGUCACUCUCGACCUCACAACCUCCUCCUCGUCCCAGCAACCAUUCUUAUCAUUGCUCAAUAAGUUCACUGCUCCUCCUCCGAGUAAUGUCUCAAGAGCUAAUAGUUACCCUUCGACCAAUCUCAACUUCUCAAACAAUACCAACACAUUGAUGAACUGGGGUAACCGCAACGAGCAAUACCGUGCACCUUACGGAAACAUUAGCACCCAUCAACAAUCACCUUACCAACAUAUGAUUCAAACCCGAGCCGCUGGGUUAUCUUUUGACCAAUUUGGAAGAUCGUCUUCAUCUUCUCCACAUCCCACACCAAACAGUCUUGAUAUCAAGAAUAUCACUCAUCAAGUGCAAUCUUUACCGGCGGAAACAAUCAAAGCGAUCACAACAGAUCCACGUUUCCAAUCGGCUUUGGCGACUGCUCUAUCUUCCAUCAUAGGCGGCGACUUAAAGAUGGAUAAUAUGACUAGAAAUGAAGACGAGAAGAGCCCUUAAAGAAAGUGUUCUAUAUAUGUUCUCAUACAUUGGUAUAUGGGAUUCGUUUUACAAGUUUCCUAGACUCCUAGUUGAUUUAUACUUUCGUUUUUAAUCAUAAUUUUAAACUUUUUUAUUGGAGUUUAUGGAAGUAAUGUGUACAUAUAUAUUUGUAUGUUAAAGGUGUACAUCUAUUUGACCAAAAAAAAAAGAAAAAGGUGUACAAUGUCAAACAUGAACAUAUGUGUCCCAUUUAACGACAUAGUUGAUUAGUUUAUCUAUUACGUGAGGAUCAUGGCAUCUAUAUAUAUCAGGUCAG
Raphanus sativus (radish) is the source of this 2445-nucleotide messenger RNA. RefSeq names its product probable WRKY transcription factor 61. NCBI's taxonomy places the organism in Eukaryota, Viridiplantae, Streptophyta, Magnoliopsida, Brassicales, Brassicaceae. The transcript is spliced from 4 exons. The record is from RefSeq and is a predicted model, not a curated record. Gene Ontology annotation, molecular function: sequence-specific DNA binding; DNA-binding transcription factor activity. Gene Ontology annotation, biological process: regulation of DNA-templated transcription. The coding region runs from base 645 to 2147 and encodes 500 amino acids.